Molecule: messenger RNA, 6367 nt
Organism: Arabidopsis arenosa
Lineage: Eukaryota; Viridiplantae; Streptophyta; Magnoliopsida; Brassicales; Brassicaceae
Source: the annotation of a GenBank genome assembly
GCGCUGGAUUUUGGAUUUCAGAGACAUGAAUUCCCCAGCAAUCAUUCUUCUCUCUGAUGCAUACCGGACAAAAUCUACGGACUCUGCUGGGUUUGUUCUGUGUCCCAUGUAUGGGAGAAAGUCAAAAGCUUUUAGAGCUGCACCUGGGACAACAAAUUCCUCCAUUGUCGCAAGUUUGGCUAAGACUGCAAAGUCCAUGGUUGGGGUAUUCUUGUCAGUCGAUGAUUCACAAUGCUGACAGUAUCGGAGUAUAUGACACGAAGGGCUAAAGAAGCAGUUGGAGCUGAAGAAAGUCCUAAUGGGUGGUGGUCUGUUACUAGAUUAAGAUCUGCUGCUCAUGGAACUCUAAACAUGCCUGGACUAAGCUUAGCAAUUGGCCCCAAAGGAGACUUGGUUGUUAUCGUUCGUCUAUCUUCAGUAAGUUCACUUGUCCGGUUCGCUGAGGAGCCCCAAAUGUUUGCUAUCGAAUUCAGUGAUGGGUGUCCAGUUCAUGUCUAUGCAAGCAUAUCCCGAGACAACCUACUUGCAGCGAUUCUCGAUACUCUGCAAACAGAAGGACAAUGCCCGAUACCAGUAUUACCACGGCUUACUAUGCCUGGUCAUCGCAUUGAUCCACCUUGUGGAAGGGUUAGCUUGAUCUCUGGACCACAACAUCUUGUUGCUGAUUUGGAAACUUGCUCCCUACAUCUGAAACAUUUAGCUGCUGCUGCAAAAGAUGCAGUUGCCGAAGGUGGCUCUGUUCCUGGUAGUAGGGCUAGAUUAUGGCGCAGAAUAAGGGAGUUCAAUGCUUGUAUCCCGUAUACAGGUGUGCCCACUAAUAGUGAAGUCCCUGAGGUGACUUUGAUGGCAUUGAUUACAAUGCUACCAUCAACUCCAAACCUCCCUGUAGACGCCCCUCCUUUGCCACCUCCUUCACCCAAAGCAGCAGCAACUGUCAUUGCUUUGUCGCAUGUUUGCGUAGGUGUGCUGCUGAAGCUGGCGGGGCUUAUUGCGUCCCUCAUAGGUGGUUGGUCAGCAGAUCUGAGCACUGCACCGGAUUCCAGAGGAGAAAAACAUGCAACUAUCAUGCAUACCAAGUCUGUUUUGUUUGCUCAACAGGAAAGUGUUAGGGAAAUCAUUGCUGUUAUAAUGCGUACAAUAGCUGAAGAAGAUGCAAUUGCUGCAGAGUCAAUGCGUGAUGCUGCUUUGCGUGAUGGUGCUUUGUUGAGACAUUUAUUGAAUGCAUUUUCCCUUCCUGCCAUUCUGCCACCUGGGCUUGUUGCAUAUUUGCAUACACGUCCCGAUGAUGUUGUCGAUGAUACAGAUCAAGAAGGUUCGUCAACAAAUAGGCGGCAGAAAAGAUUACUUCAGCAGAGAAGAGGUCGUAUAGCUAAGGGAAUGGGUGCUCAAGAUAUUCCUCUUCCCCCUGGUAAUAAUGUUGAGACUGGCGAUGUAGCAAAACAGAUGAGUGCAAAUGCUAGUGUACCCGAUAACUUUCAAAGGCGUGUUGCAGAUUCUUCUUCUGAAGCUUCGAAUCUUCAUGCUUCUGCUUUUCCAGGUGGUGACAGUACUACUGCUGGGAAUUCAGUGCUUCCAGCACCUGCUCAAGUUAUUGUAGAAAGUACACCUGUAGGUUCCGGAAAGCUCCUUCUAAAUUGGCGUGAGUUUUGGCGAGCCUUUGGCCUUGAUCAUAAUCGUGCAGAUCUCAUAUGGAAUGAGCGUACAAGGCAAGAAUUAAGGGAAGCUUUGAAGGCUGAGAAGUUUGUGUGGGUCAAUAUUACCUACGCUUAUUGCUUGAAAGUGGGAACGCUGGCAAGGCACAAGAUUUUCCCUCUCCGUGAUCCAGUUGCUUUUUUCAGGGCGCUCUAUCAUCGUUUCCAGUGUGAUGCUGAUAUGGGGCUUACUAUUGAUGGUGCUGUUCCAGAUGAAUUGGGUUCAUCAGGCGACUGGUGUGAUAUGAGUAGGCUUGAUGGUUUUGGUGGAGGGGGAGGAGCUUCUGUUAGGGAGCUUUGUGCAAGAGCGAUGGCGAUUGUCUAUGAGCAACACUACAACACAAUAGGUCCUUUUGAAGGCACUGCACAUAUUACAACACUGAUAGAUAGGACGAAUGAUAGAGCUUUGAGGCAUCGCCUACUACUUCUCCUGAAGGCUCUAGUUAAGAGGACUCCUAUUCCAUUACAGUCCAAUUUAAUUGCUGCUACUGCAUUUAUGGAACCACCUAAGGAAUGGAUGUACAUAGACAAAGGUGGUGCAGAAGUGGGACCUGUAGAGAAGGACGUCAUCAGAAGUUUAUGGUCCAAAAAGGAUAUUGACUGGACAACUAAGUGUCGGGCUUUAGGAAUGUUAGACUGGAAGAAAUUGCGUGAUAUCCGUGAACUUAGAUGGGCAGUAGCUGUUCGAGUUCCAGUCCUCACACCUACUCAGGUAGGGGAUGCUGCAUUGUCCAUAUUACAUAGCAUGGUUUCGGCACAUUCAGAUUUGGAUGACGCUGGAGAGAUUGUAACUCCAACACCAAGAGCUCUGCUCUCUGGCGAACCAGUUAUUGUGGAGGCUGGUGCUGCUCUUUUAAAAGACGUUGUUACCAGAAACUCCAAGGCGAUGAUCCGCCUGUACAGUACAGGGGCCUUUUACUUUGCCCUUGCUUACCCUGGAUCCAAUCUUUACUCAAUUGCACAACUCUUCUCGGUCACCCAUGUGCAUCAAGCUUUUCAUGGUGGGGAAGAAGCUACUGUUUCCUCCUCUCUGCCCCUGGCUAAAAGAAGCGUAUUGGGUGGUCUUCUCCCAGAGUCCUUAUUAUAUGUAUUAGAGCGCAGUGGACCAGCUGCGUUUGCAGCUGGCAUGGUUUCUGAUUCCGAUACUCCGGAGAUUAUAUGGACACAUAAAAUGCGAGCAGAAAAUCUUAUAUGUCAGGUUUUGCAGCAUCUUGGUGACUAUCCUCAGAAAUUGUCACAGCACUGCCAUUCUCUCUAUGAUUAUGCUCCCAUGCCACCUGUUACGUAUCCAGAACUUAGAGAUGAGAUGUGGUGUCACCGUUAUUAUCUCAGAAAUUUAUGUGAUGAGAUUCGAUUUCCUAAUUGGCCGAUUGUUGAACAUGUCGAGUUCUUACAAUCAUUACUUGUGAUGUGGCGUGAAGAGUUGACUAGGAAACCCAUGGAUCUUUCUGAAGGAGAAGCUUGCAAAAUUCUAGAAAUAUCCCUGAAUGAUGCAUCAAGUGAUGACCUAAACUGGGCUGCUUCAGUUGAGUUGAAUGAGGAAAUAUCUAAUAUAUCCAAACAAAUUCAAAACCUUGAUGAAGAGAAACUUAAGCGCCAGUACAGGAAGCUUGCGAUGAGAUACCAUCCUGACAAGAAUCCAGAAGGAAGAGAAAAGUUCCUGGCUGUUCAAAAAGCUUAUGAAUGCCUACAGGCAACAAUGCAAGGAUUGCAAGGUCCUCAGCCGUGGAGGUUGCUGCUUUUACUGAAAGCGCAGUGCAUCUUAUAUCGACGUUAUGGACAUGUGUUACGGCCAUUCAAAUAUGCUGGCUAUCCGAUGUUACUUGAUGCAGUUACAGUGGACAAGGAUGACAACAACUUUCUAUCUAAUGAUAGAUCCCCUCUUCUUGUUGCAGCAUCUGAGCUUGUUUCGUUAACCUGUGCUGCCUCGUCGUUGAAUGGUGAAGAAUUAGUGAGAGAUGGUGGUGUGCAGCUUCUAUCGACUCUUCUUUCUCGCUGCAUGUGUGUGGUUCAGCCAACAACUUCACAACACGAACCAGCUGCAAUCAUUGUCACAAAUGUAAUGCGUACACUUUCUGUAAUAAGUCAGUUUGAGAGUGCAAGGGCUGGAUUUCUAGAGUUACCCAGUCUGAUUGAUGACAUUGUGCACUGUACGGAACUAGAACUUGUGCCUGCAGCCGUUGAUGCUGCUCUCCAGUCUAUUGCCAAGGUUUCUGUCUUCCCUGAACUUCAGCAUGGUCUGCUAAAGGCUGGUGCCUUAUGGUAUAUUCUCCCAUUAUUACUACAGUAUGACUCAACUGUAGAGGAAUCUAAUUCUGUCGAGUCUCAUGGGGUUGGAGUUAGCAUUCAAAUUGCCAAGAAUGAGCAUGCCUUACAAGCAUCGCAAGCCCUAUCAAGGCUUAGUGGACUAUGUGCAGAUGAGAGUUUGACACCUUACAAUGCUGCUGCGGCUGAUGUUAUCAGAGGAUUACUGACUCCAAAACUUGCUAGUUUGUUGAAAGAUGAAGUUGCCAAGGAUUUGUUAUCCAAACUUAACACAAAUUUGGAGACACCGGAGAUUAUCUGGAACUCUGCAACUCGAUCAGAGCUUUUAAAUUUUGUGGAUGAACAACGCACCUGCCAGUGCCCCGAUGGUUCAUAUGAUCUGAAAACUGCUCAAUCUUUUUCAUAUGACGCACUGUCAAAAGAGGUCUUUAUUGGCAAUGUUUACUUGAAGGUCUAUAAUGAUCAGCCCGACUCAGAGAUCAGUGAACCAGAAGCAUUCUGCAAUGCUCUGAUCGACUUUAUAUCAUCAUUAGUGCAUACUGAGUUGCCCUCUGUCUCCGAGGACCAAAAUUUGAUCGAAGACGGCAGCUCAUCUAAUGAUACUCCGGAACUUCAAAGUAGCGUCGUAGAACCGUCAUUGAUUGAAGAACAUUCCGAUCAUCAGCCAUCAUCUGAGGGGAAGAAGGAAGAAUGUUUUCUGAUUGAUCACCUCCAAUUAGGAUUGACUGCUCUUCAGAACUUGCUUACAAAGUAUCCAGAUCUGGCUUCAGUGUUUUCGUCUAAGGAGAGACUAUUACCUCUCUUUGAAUGUUUUUCGGUGUCCAUUGCAUCAAAAACAGAUAUUCCAAAACUCUGCCUGAACGUCCUCUCUCGUCUAACUGCUUAUGCUCCUUGCUUGGAGACGAUGGUAUCUGAUGGAUCUAGUCUUCUUCUCCUCUUACAAAUGCUUCAUUCUGCACCUUCUUUUCGCGAGGGUGCUCUCCAUGUUCUUUAUGCUUUGGCAAGCACACCAGAACUUGCUUGGGCUGCUGCAAAACAUGGUGGAGUAGUAUAUAUUCUGGAACUUUUAUUGCCUUUGCAAAAAGAUAUUCCCUUGCAGCAAAGAGCUGCAGCGGCUUCUUUGUUGGGUAAGCUCGUCGCACAACCAAUGCAUGGGCCUAGAGUUGCUAUCACACUCGUGAGAUUCCUUCCGGACGGUCUUGUAUCUAUAAUUCGUGAUGGACCUGGGGAGGCUGUUGUACAUGCGCUUGAGCGGACCACAGAGACUCCAGAACUUGUGUGGACACCAGCAAUGGCAGCAUCUUUAUCCGCACAGAUUGCAACCAUGGCAUCAGAUAUUUAUCGUGAACAACAGAAGGGUUCUGUUAUUGAAUGGGACGUACCAGAGCAGUCAUCUGGUCAACCAGAAAUGAGAUACGAGCUACAGGUUGGUGGAGUCAAUGUCAGGCUUUUCUUAAAAGAUCCAAAAUUUCCUCUGAGAAAUCCAAAACGAUUCUUGGAAGGACUACUGGAUCAGUAUUUGUCAGCAAUGGCGGCAACACAUUAUGAACAACAUCCUGUUGACCCUGAGCUCCCUCUCCUUCUCUCUGCUGCAUUGGUUUCGUUGUUGCGUGUGCAUCCUGCACUUGCAGAUCACAUAGGAUAUCUCGGGUAUGUCCCGAAACUUGUCGCUGCUGUGGCGUAUGAGGGGAGGCGGGAAACAAUGUCUUCUGGCGAAGUGAAGGCUGAAGAAAUUGGAUCUGAUGGAGUGAAUGAGUCUGCUGAUCCCUCAAGUCUACCUGGGCAAACCCCUCAAGAACGCGUGCGCCUUAGUUGUUUACGUGUGCUUCAUCAACUUGCAGCUAGUACCGCAUGUGCUGAAGCAAUGGCUGCAACUAGUGCUGGAAAUGCCCAGGUGGUUCCACUUCUCAUGAAAGCAAUAGGAUGGCUUGGUGGAAGCAUUUUAGCACUUGAGACACUUAAGCGUGUUGUUGUGGCUGGAAAUCGGGCCAGAGAUGCGCUUGUUGCGCAGGGUCUAAAGGUUGGUCUUAUUGAGGUCCUUCUUGGGUUGCUUGACUGGAGGACGGGGGGAAGGUACGGGCUCAGUUCUCACUUGAAAUGGAAUGAAUCGGAAGCAUCAAUCGGGCGGGUGCUUGCAGUUGAGGUAUUGCAUGGUUUUGCAACAGAAGGAGCACAUUGCUCAAAAGUGCGUGAGAUACUUGAUGCGUCAGAAGUAUGGAGUGCAUAUAAAGACCAAAAGCACGACUUGUUCCUGCCAUCAAAUACACAAUCAGCGGCAGGAGUGGCUGGCUUUAUUGAAAACUCAUCCAACAGUCUCACUUACGCUCUUACCGCUCCUCCUCCACCUUCGCAUCCUUGACCAUUUCUUCCUUUUGUAUAUCCUUUUGUAAAGUUCAAUCAUUUCCUUGCUU